AUGUUGCGACCUAAUAGUAAUCUUGAUAUGAAUAUUUUAACAAAUGUUAUUGAAAAACUAAGGAUAACAUUCGUCAUCUUUGUUCCAGCAAUUAUGUUAUUAGUGUGCGAUUAUUUGGAAUCAAAUACCAAUCACAUUGUAUACCUUGAAACACUGCGAAUUGUCUGUUCUGGAGGCGAUGCGAUGGUGCCGAGUACAAUAUUGAGGUUCGUACAGUAUGUUAGUUCUACGUGUAAAGUUUAUAAUUUGUACGGUCCCGCUGAAAGUACAAUGGCAUGUAUCUACCAUCUAGUUAAUAAUGACGAUUUGAUUUCGGGAUUGAUUCCAAUUGGACGUCCUUUAGCGAAUUAUCAUUGUUAUAUUCUGGACGAAUAUUUACAGCCUGUUGCUAACAAUGAAAAUGGUGAAUUGUUUAUUGGUGGUGCGGGAGUAUUUGCUGGGUAUUUAAAUCGAGACGAUUUGAGUGUGCAAGUUUUGCAUAACAUUCGUCGUCUAACAGGACAAGAUGGAAAAUAUUAUAAAACUGGCGACUUAGUAAAAUAUAAUCUAAAUGGUGAAAUAAUCUUUGUAGGGCGUGAAGAUUAUCAAAUAAAACUGCGAGGUAUGCGUAUUGAAGUUGGUGAAGUUGAACAAACCAUUCUUCAUUCGCCUCUAGAAGUGUCAAGUUGUGUUGUGGUGAAAAGAUGCUAUGAACAAACCCAUCAAGAAUAUUUAUUAGCUUACGUACGGAUGAAAAAUCGACAUACUAACGAUGAACUACUCAUAAAUGAAUUAAGAGAAUAUUGCCAACUACAAUUACCACAAUACAUGAUACCCGCUAUGUUUAUCACAGUCGAUCAGUUCAAAUUAAAUGCAAAUGGUAAGAUUGAUCGUAAACAAUUACCGCAACCUGAUUUCUCACAACUAUUGAACUCUAUCAAUAAUAAGAACUACAUUGAACCACAAACAGAAUUAGAAAUACAAAUACAUGAUUUAUGGUGUCAAGUUCUAAAUCAUGAAAAGAUUUCAUUAAAUUCAGAUUUUUUUAGCUUAGGAGGUACUUCACUCCUAGUAAUGAAGCUAUAUUAUUAUUAUAAAACAAAAUUUCAUUCUAUAAUAAUGAAUAUAUCAUGCCUAUUUGACAAUCGAACAAUCAAGCUACAAGCUCAGUUAAUUCAAAGAAUGCAACAACAACACGCAUGGCCAGUUGUGAAAUUUUAUGGUGAUCUGGCACAACACCAGUUUGGAUUAUCGAAAGAGAUGUGGGGAAACUUAGUAGAAAAUAUUCAGAUGAUUUAUCAUUGCGGAGCCAUGGUCAAUCACUUAAAAGGUUAUGUUGAACACCGAGCAGCAAAUGUCAACGGUACAUUAGAAAUUAUUCGAUUAGCCGUUUCUUCUUCUCACAAAAUGAAGAUUAAUUAUAUUUCGACAUUAAGCGUACAGUCAGUUAAGGGUGAAGAAGACUGCUAUCAAUCAAUGGAAACAACAAAUGGAUAUGUUCAAAGCAAAUGGGUCGCUGAAAAGAUAAUGCAACAAGCGAAAGAAAGUGGAUUAUCUGUAACAAUAUUUCGACCAGGUAUGAUAUCAUGGUGUACAACAACGGGAUGUUUUAAUGAGCAAGAUUGGUUAUAUAGAUUAUUUGCUGGAUUGAUCCAUAUUCGUGUAGCACCCGAUAUUAACUCUUAUCUAGAUUUAACACCUGUUGAUUAUGUUAGUAAGAAAAUUGUUCAACUAGGCCAACAGUCAAGAAUACCACUGAAAAGUAUUUAUGCUAUCCAUAACAAAAACAAAAUGAUUACUUUUAAAUCCAUAUGGUGUACAAUAUGCCGCACAAUAAAUCCAAUGAGAUCACCUGAGUAUGUUGAAUUAAACGUCUGGAAAGGAAAACUUUUACAGAUGCUGAACAAUUCUAACAAUAUUGAGCAAGACAAUUUAUUAAACGGUUUAUUAUUGUUUGAUAUCAACGGCUUUGAUGAUGAUGCUCCUCUGAAUAAUAAUAAUGUCGACGUAAUUUCUUUUCCAGAUCUUAUUGAUCCAGUAUUGUUCGCUCAAAAAUUAAUUCAAAAAACUCUAACAUGA
Didymodactylos carnosus is the source of this 2058-nucleotide messenger RNA. NCBI's taxonomy places the organism in Eukaryota, Metazoa, Rotifera, Eurotatoria, Philodinida, Philodinidae. The record is from the annotation of a GenBank genome assembly.